Messenger RNA from Stylophora pistillata, 2569 nucleotides. Its product is annotated as T-box transcription factor TBX20. Gene Ontology annotation, cellular component: chromatin; nucleus. Gene Ontology annotation, molecular function: RNA polymerase II cis-regulatory region sequence-specific DNA binding; DNA-binding transcription factor activity, RNA polymerase II-specific. The record is from RefSeq and is a predicted model, not a curated record. Lineage: Eukaryota; Metazoa; Cnidaria; Anthozoa; Scleractinia; Pocilloporidae. Gene Ontology annotation, biological process: positive regulation of DNA-templated transcription; regulation of transcription by RNA polymerase II; cell fate specification.
GACAUGGCGCAGUGUUAAAAGGUUUUAAUUGAUUGUUUGCUGAAGCUAAAAUUCACUUAUUGCCUCAACGUUCUUGAUAAGCUUAUGAAUGCGUGGUUCAAACAAGUACACAACAUUACGCUUGUCUCGGGAACACUCGACCAGCCAAAUGUCGCUAAAAAAUCCAAGCAGCCAGAAAGGAGGCAACUUGUCGAACAAUGCUAGAGCAUUUUCGAUCGCGUCCCUCGUCCAUGAAGAAGAAUUCGGGACAAGGCCUGGUGAGAAAAGUCUGAUAUCUGAAAGAGAAAGAGACCACUCACCGGUCCCACGAAAGAAGCUCAAAACUUUAAAACCAAAUGCCAUAUUGGAAGGCAAGGAACUUUGGAACUGCUUCUAUCGCCUAGGUACAGAAAUGAUAAUCACCAAGACAGGAAGGCGAAUGUUCCCGACCGUCCGUGUAUCCUUCGUGGAUCUUGAACCAGAUACCAAGUAUGCAGUGUCGUUGGAUAUCGUGCCUCUAGACUCCAAACGGCACAGGUAUUCUUAUGCGGACUCCGCCUGGUUCGUUGCAGGAGAAGCCGAUGCUGCGCCCCCUAAAGUAACGUGCGUUCACCCUGACUCGCCAUUCACAGGGAAGCAGCUGGAAAGACAAGUGCUCUCAUUCGAGAAAGUCAAGUUAACGAACAACCGGGAUGACAAGCGAGGAAAUAUCAUUUUAAACUCCAUGCAUAAAUAUCAACCAAGAAUUCAUUUGGUCAAGGAUCCUUCAGACGAAAAUAUUCACAAAACAGACUUCACCGGAGCAAAGACCUUUGUGUUUCCAGAAACGACAUUCAUGGCGGUCACUUCGUAUCAGAAUCACCUCAUAACACGACUCAAGAUUUACAGUAACCCGUUUGCUAAAGGAUUCAGGGACUCGAUUAGAUUUUUAGGCAACACGGAAAGAGAGAGCUAUUUGAUGUCAAACGGCAUUCAGGCGUAUGAAAAUGAAGAUGGUGCAUGCUUUCUUUCAAGUGGAGCGCUGACCUAUGACUCAAGAGAAUUGUUUAGUGAUGAAAUUUACCAAGUGUCAGCCCCUGCUCAGUGGGGAUCAUGGGAAGACCUCUCGUACUGUCGCUCAAGCAACAGUUGCUACCCUCACUCCAUCCAAUGCGCAAGCCCAAGUGAUGUCUACAACAGAGGGCAUGCGUGGUGGCGGUACUCCAUCUCGCAUUCAGAAGAUGGGGUUUUGAUUAAUUACUAAGUGAAGUUCAUCAUAGUGCUCGGUCACUUUUGCUUUAGAAGAGGACAGGGGAGGAGGGGCUGGUUAUUUUAAAUUUUGCCAGAUGGGAGUUUAUGCUUAUUCAAAGGCGCGUAAGGGAAGGUAUUCGAAGGAAAACGUGCAAGGGAGGGCACUCAUUGGAGGAUAUCUGGUAAAUUAUUUUACUGUUAUUAAUCAAACCAAAAAAAUAAUGUCACUAGUUAAUGUUGUUUCUCCAAAUCAGGAGAUACUUGCAAAUGUAUUUAUUUAUAAAAUUAAUUUUAGUUGCAUUUUUAAGUGGUCAUAUAUCACGUAAUGUUGGGUUACCAUCAAUACCAUGAACGCUCUGAUAAAUGGGAAUAUUUGUGGUUUUUGAUGAAGUAAUCGGUGCACUUAAACAACCUAUCAUUAUGGUGUCCAUUAACCAGCAGCGCUGGACGCCAUGUUAGCUGUUAUUGGGCAAUAAACGCACGGUUACAUUUGACGGGGAAAUUGGAAAUCAAUCGCUUCGGCUUCAUGUUUAGUGUUAGGUUAUUGAAUUUACGAAAUUUUGGUUCACUUAUGGUCCAUGAAGUAGUGCCUGAUGUGCAUCUACUAGAGGUACUUUGUUAAGUUUUUGUUUUCUUAAAAACAACGAUGGCAAACCUCGUCAUAGUCAGUUCUUUGGUUUCUAAUAAGUUACAAGUUUCUCACAAGUUUGUACUAGCGUUAUUUUACCUUUUAACUCUCGGAAGUGAUUAACAUGUAACUUCUCUCUAUAAUAUCCAUACGUUACCCACGAAACAGGUAAUGAGAAUACUCAAACUUAUCAGGUGGAAGUUUUUAUCUGGAACUAACAUCAAACUCUCGAAACUAAUUUAGAAGGAAAUGUGUAGCAGCAAGAGGGGGUAUAAUCCAUUUUGAAUUGCCUCUACUUGAAAGCGAGUUCUGGCGCUCACCUUUCAUAUGAUUAUAAGUUUUCAUUCACAUGCAAAUCAUUUUCAUACCAAUGGUUGGGCACCAGGCCUCGUUUUCAAAAAGAGGCCAAAGGUAACUUGGGAAUGGCCGAUGAACAAUCAGUUGUUGGGAGCUAAGGGUUUAUUAUGCACAUUGAAUGACACCAACUAAUUUGAUAUCAUGGACUUAUUGGUCACUCUGGUUAUUUCUUCACACCGAUUUAAGAAAAGCAAAAAAAUGUAAGAGUUAAUAUGAAUUGUUUUGUUUUGUUUUUCGACAUUUACAAAAUUUAAUGGAUGUAAGAUACCAAGUUAUGAAAAAUAAUAACAAUGUAUAGUGAAAAUUAAAUACAAUUACUCAAAGUUAUGAAUUAUAGAGUAGUCCAGAAAUAAACAUGCUUUCUUUAACUGAUAA